Colletotrichum abscissum is the source of this 1995-nucleotide messenger RNA. RefSeq names its product fungal specific transcription factor domain-containing protein. Bases 1 to 1995 code for a protein of 664 amino acids. Gene Ontology annotation, biological process: positive regulation of transcription from RNA polymerase II promoter by galactose. Gene Ontology annotation, molecular function: RNA polymerase II cis-regulatory region sequence-specific DNA binding; zinc ion binding; DNA-binding transcription factor activity, RNA polymerase II-specific. The record is from RefSeq and is a predicted model, not a curated record. NCBI's taxonomy places the organism in Eukaryota, Fungi, Ascomycota, Sordariomycetes, Glomerellales, Glomerellaceae. Gene Ontology annotation, cellular component: nucleus. The transcript has 7 exons.
AUGGAGAACAGCACUCCCGGGCCAACAGGCGCGUCGACUCGGAAGCGGAAGCGUAUCCCGAUUGCUUGCAGCUCCUGCCGUGCUCGGAAGUCGAGGUGCGAUGGUGUUAGGCCUCAGUGCUCCGCUUGCGUCGAACAAGGUAUCGAAUGUAUCUACGCAGCCAACUCUGGUGGGAGCAAUGCGCUGGUACCGAAACAAUAUCUCGAACAAGUUGAACACCGCUUAGCCGAUGUCGAAGAAGAAAUCAGUCGGCUGAAAAGACUUAUACCCGCCUCGUUUCUACAAGGAAAGCAACACGUCCUCUUUCCACGUAGUGUUUCUGGCCGUACCGACGACAUUUCGGAAGUCAACUAUCCCGAGGAGUCACUGAAUGUUGAGGAUGGAAGCGUCACGCAGGGGAUCACCCCCGACGCGACAGACGGUGUUGGCUUCACGGCCAUGGGCCUCGAUGUUCCCUUUAUACCUGCUGAUUCCAUCAUCAAUCAUUCAGGGCCGUCAUCCAAUAUUGCCUUCACGAGAAUUAUUCGCCGCACGCUCGACCACUUAUUGAAUAAGACCCAAAAAGAUGAGCGCGGAGAUGCAUCCUCGACACCUGCAAAACAUGCACAACAACACAUCCUGGCUGUCUCGAGAUCUCAGUCACCAGUCACUGAUUCCUUCGACUCAAGGAAACUCGAAAAGCCAUCCGAGGCAUUGCGUUUGCCACCCGAAGAAGAGGUCAUCAAUCUUGUGCGCCAAUUCUUCCGUGACACAGGUCUCCUAUUUCCUUAUAUACACGAAGAAAGUUUCUGGAAAACGUACGCUCAGUACCGAGAAACGGGCAUGCAAAAUGCGAAAACCGCUUGGCUUGCACUAUUGCACAUGGUUUUGGCCAUGGCAACGAGUACCAUGAACGCUACAGGUGUCGGUUUGAGCGAUCGACAGGCAAUUUCAGAUGUUCAUUACCGGCGCGCCAAAGCCCUCUCUAUGACUGAGAUGAUGACAGGGGCCAACGUAGAAGCAGGUACUGCUGCAGUCCCUUCCCUUCCGUCUUCAGUAUCUGCUAUAUCUCCCCACACGCUUUACGGUGUGACCGCCGCCGUGAUUGACGAUCUAUACGAAAGCAAUAUCGGGUCAAUAUCUGCCAUUCCGUUAACAAACACAGUGGCUAGUGUGAUACAGAUUGGACAGAAAUUGGCUGAUUGGCAGGCAUCUUUACCUCUAUCGAUGCAACUUGUAGAGCCGAGUGAAGUCGCCAGCCCUGAGGGGAAGUUGAUGUUACUGAAGUUCCGAGUGAUACUGACACUUCGGUAUCAUAAUUUGCAACUCCUGUCGCAUCGCCCAAUACUAGACCGCUGUCUACAAUCAUUCGAUGGAAGCCCUCAGUCUCUUCAGGAAGCAGCCACGCUGCAACAGGCGUGGCAUCUUAGUAGAACAGUAUGCCUGCGGUCGGCGGAAGCUAUCAUUCGCUUAGUUGAAGCCUGCAAACUUGCGAAUGAUGUCCAGCCUACCGUUUCAUUCCUUGGAGCAUGGUGGUUUAGCCUGUACUUCACCUUCAAUGCCUCUUUGACUAUUGUUGCGACAAAGCUGGUCGAAGAUAGCUAUGGGUCUAUGCCUUUUGAUCAAGGAUAUACAAAUACCGCUAUACGGCUUGACGAUAUUCUAAAGAGUGCAGUCAGUUGCAUUGCGCGAUUGGAUAUCCAGAACCCCAUGGUAGAGAAGUGCGCAAAGUUCACUGCGACCUUGAUCUUCAUGAUUCAAAGCUUGCAAAUGACUCCGGGUCGGGACGAUAUCGCUCAUGAAGUGGGAGGGAUGGGGCCAAGCCACGCAAUUCCCUCGAAUGGAGGUGAGAACGCGCAAAGCACGCAUAUAUCGGCGAAUAGCGGAAUGGACGACGCCUUUUCUACCCUGAUGAACUAUCUCCCACCCAACUUCAACGAUUUCCCCAACACUGGUGCAAACUUCUCCAUGUCUGAGUUGAUGGAUGAUUUUGCUACAGGGGACUUAUUUUGGUAG